Molecule: messenger RNA, 219 nt
Organism: Anisakis simplex (herring worm)
Lineage: Eukaryota; Metazoa; Nematoda; Chromadorea; Rhabditida; Anisakidae
Source: the annotation of a GenBank genome assembly
AUGGCCGCCUAUAAACUGUGUAAAAGUCUUCUUGGAAGCGCCAGCUGCACUGUGAGGAACAUCUCAAAGCGUUUCGCAUCGAAGAUGUCGGUGAGAGAAGCGAUUUGUACAGCGAUGGACGAGGAGAUGGCACGUGAUAGCGAGGUUUUCUUACUUGGUGAAGAAGUGGCUCGUUACGGUGGAUGCUAUAAGGUAUCAUUGUAUUUGAUGAACAAGUAA